GCAGUCAAGCCGCAGUACAACAAUUACUUUUAUACAAUAAUAUUUAAAAUGAAGCUGUUCGUGGUAGCCGCCGUGCUGGGAGUGUGCUCUGCCGCUCGCCUAGACAACACCUACCUCCCUCCCAGAGGAGGCGCAGGCUCAGGAUUCGGAGGCAACGGGUUCAGUGGAGGUGCCGGUGCACCGGGUAGAUUUGGUAGCGCUGGCGGCUUCGGUGGAGCCGGAGGUGCAGGAGGUUUCGGAGGUGCCGGAGGUGUCUCAGGAUUCGGAGGUGCAGGGAGCUACAGCGGAGCUGGAGGUGCGGGAAGUUACAGCGGCGCUGGAGGUGCAGGAAGUUACAGCGGCGCUGGAGGUGCUGGAAACUACAACGCUGGCAGUUACAACGCCAGACAAUCCGCCGACGCUGGCGCUCAAAUUCUACGACUGAACAACGAAAUCAAUGGAGACAAUUUUGCUUACGAAUUCGAGACGUCCAACGGUAUCCGUGCUGAUGCAUCCGGAGUGGCGACCAACGGUGUCCAGUCUCAGGGCAGUUUCGCUUACAAGGGUGAUGAUGGUCAAGACUACAGCAUCACUUACACUGCUGAUGAGAACGGAUUCCAGCCCCAGGGCGCUCACCUUCCCACACCUCCCCCGAUCCCGGAGGCCAUCUUGAAAUCCCUGGAACAGAACGCCCGCGAUGAAGCUGCUGGUAUCAUUGAUGAUGGAUCUUACCGCGGUGAAGGUGCCGGCGCUGGCAGCGGUGGCUACUCAUCCGGCCCCUCUGGUCAGUACGGCGCUCCCUCCGGUGGUUUCGGAGCCGGUUCCAGAGGAUCAGGUUUCGGUGAUGGCAGUGCUGGUGCUGGUGGUUCCGGCUUCGGUGCUGGCGGUUCCGGUUUCGGUGCUGGCGGUUCCGGUUUCGGAGCUGGUGGCUCAGGAUUCGGCUCCAGGGGUACCUCCUUUGGUGCCGGCGCUACCUCUCGCCAGUACCUAACCCCUAACGCCGGUCCCAGAGGAUCAGGCAACGGAAACUUCAACUCUCAAACCGGCUACCGUUAUUAAAUAUGUAGUAAUGAUGACGAGGGAUAAUUAAUAAGGUCUGAAAUACGCUUUUAGAAUAUCUUUAAGAUGUACUACUCUUUCCUCUAAACCACCGAUACGAAGAGCAAAAUUUCUAAACGAUUGCGAUACACGAUUAGAACCUUUUGAAAUAUCGCGAAGUUUCGGAAUGAGAUGGUUUUUUUUCUUUUAGGCGUCAUAUUUCUUCGUUCUUCUCUUGUUACUCCCUCUAUCGUCAUUAUGUGUUAAACCUGCGACGAAUUAAGCUGUGAACCGAUAUUGUGCUGAUUUAUUUAAAUACUCAAUGUCUAUUUACAAAUAGAAAUUCUUCUUUAAAGUCAUACACUCUGUUGAUCUCAAAAUCACUCUUAUCCAUUAUCUAUUUUCAUUAGUAUCUUUCAACUGUUAAAAAAAAAAAAACUUAGAAAUAGUUUAUACGCGGCGUUGUAAAUGGACAGUACUAGGUAUAAGAAAAAAUGUAUAAAAAA
This is a messenger RNA of Papilio machaon (common yellow swallowtail), 1523 nucleotides long. RefSeq names its product pupal cuticle protein 36-like (gene CPR15). Gene Ontology annotation, molecular function: structural constituent of chitin-based larval cuticle. The coding region runs from base 49 to 1038 and encodes 329 amino acids. Lineage: Eukaryota; Metazoa; Arthropoda; Insecta; Lepidoptera; Papilionidae. Gene Ontology annotation, cellular component: chitin-based extracellular matrix. The record is from RefSeq and is a predicted model, not a curated record. The transcript is spliced from 3 exons.